AUGGCGGACGGGGAGCUGAACAUGGAUAGUCUCAUCACCCGAUUACUGGAGGUACGAGGAUGUCGUCCAGGAAAGAUUGUGCAGAUGACUGAAGCAGAGGUUCGGGGCUUAUGUAUCAAGUCUCGGGGGAUCUUUCUCAGCCAACCUAUUCUUUUCGAAUUGGAAGCACCACUGAAAAUUUGUGGUAAACGAAGGUUUAAUAUUAAAUUGUGGGAGACCUUCACUGAUUGUUUUAACUGUCUGCUUAUAGCUGCCAUUGUGGAUGAGAUUUUCUGUUGUCAUGGAGGACUGUCACCAGACCUGCAGUCAAUGGAGCAAAUUCAGAGAAUCAUGAGACCUGAUACAGGUUUGCUCUGCGAUUUGCUAUGGUCCGAUCCAGAUAAGGAUGUGCAAGGCUGGGGAGAAAAUGAUCGUGGUGUCUCCUUCACUUUUGGAGCUGAUGUCGUCAGUAAAUUUCUGAACCGUCAUGAUUUGGACUUGAUUUGUCGACCUCAUCAGGUGGUUGAAGAUGGAUAUGAAUUUUUUGCUAAGCGACAGUUGGUAACCCUGUUUUCAGCCCCAAAUUAUUGUGGCGAGUUUGAUAAUGCUGGUGGAAUGAUGAGUGUGGAUGAAACCUUGAUGUGUUCAUUUCAGAUACUGAAACCAUCUGAAAAGAAAGCUAAGUACCAGUAUGGUGGCCUGAAUUCUGGACGUCCUGUUACUCCACCUCGAACAGCUAAUUCACCGAAGAAAAGGUGA
Molecule: messenger RNA, 738 nt
Organism: Elephantulus edwardii (Cape elephant shrew)
Lineage: Eukaryota; Metazoa; Chordata; Mammalia; Macroscelidea; Macroscelididae
Product: serine/threonine-protein phosphatase PP1-beta catalytic subunit-like
Exons: 1
Coding region: 1-738 (245 amino acids)
Biological process (GO): circadian regulation of gene expression; regulation of circadian rhythm
Cellular component (GO): cytoplasm; nucleus
Molecular function (GO): protein serine/threonine phosphatase activity
Source: RefSeq, a predicted model, not a curated record